Bolinopsis microptera is the source of this 1107-nucleotide messenger RNA. RefSeq names its product major surface-labeled trophozoite antigen 417-like. The transcript has 7 exons. The coding region runs from base 1 to 1107 and encodes 368 amino acids. The record is from RefSeq and is a predicted model, not a curated record. NCBI's taxonomy places the organism in Eukaryota, Metazoa, Ctenophora, Tentaculata, Lobata, Bolinopsidae.
AUGGGGACAAACCUUGUCCGAACUGGCUUGCUAUGUUUCCUUCUGUUUGGGAUAGUCCACUGUGAAGAAGAUUGUAUCGCGGGCCAGUUUCUGGAUCAGACAAAUGGCUGUACAGACUGUCCGGCAGAUGAAUGGAGUGCAGCAGCAAACACAGCUACUACCUGCACUGCCUGUCCAACUGGAAAAGAGGUAGCCACUGGAAAAGGAACACAAGAAAGUGACUGUACAUGGAAAGAUUGUAUUGCGGGCCAGUUUCUGGAUCAGACAAAUGGCUGUACAGACUGUCCGGCAGAUGAAUGGAGUGCAGCAGCAAACACAGCUACUACCUGCACUGCCUGUCCAACUGGAAAAGAGGUAGCCACUGGAAAAGGAACACAAGAAAGUGACUGUACAUGGAAAGAUUGUAUUGCGGGCCAGUUUCUGGAUCAGACAAAUGGCUGUACAGACUGUCCGGCAGAUGAAUGGAGUGCAGCAGCAAACACAGCUACUACCUGCACUGCCUGUCCAACUGGAAAAGAGGUAGCCACUGGAAAAGGAACACAAGAAAGUGACUGUACAUGGAAAGAUUGUAUUGCGGGCCAGUUUCUGGAUCAGACAAAUGGCUGUACAGACUGUCCGGCAGAUGAAUGGAGUGCAGCAGCAAACACAGCUACUACCUGCACUGCCUGUCCAACUGGAAAAGAGGUAGCCACUGGAAAAGGAACACAAGAAAGUGACUGUACAUGGAAAGAUUGUAUUGCGGGCCAGUUUCUGGAUCAGACAAAUGGCUGUACAGACUGUCCGGCAGAUGAAUGGAGUGCAGCAGCAAACACAGCUACUACCUGCACUGCCUGUCCAACUGGAAAAGAGGUAGCCACUGGAAAAGGAACACAAGAAAGUGACUGUACAUGGAAAGAUUGUAUUGCGGGCCAGUUUCUGGAUCAGACAAAUGGCUGUACAGACUGUCCGGCAGAUGAAUGGAGUGCAGCAGCAAACACAGCUACUACCUGCACUGCCUGUCCAACUGGAAAAGAGGUAGCCACUGGAAAAGGAACAAAAGAAAGUGACUGCACAUGGAGUAAGUUGUUCUUUCCUAAAACUUGGAGGGACCAAAGGGAUUCAUCCUGA